This is a messenger RNA of Aspergillus mulundensis, 1329 nucleotides long. RefSeq lists its product as uncharacterized. The record is from RefSeq and is a predicted model, not a curated record. Lineage: Eukaryota; Fungi; Ascomycota; Eurotiomycetes; Eurotiales; Aspergillaceae. The transcript has a single exon. The coding region runs from base 1 to 1329 and encodes 442 amino acids.
AUGGCUUCAAACAAUCCUCUAAACACAGCGUCUUUGGGCCGCUCCACCAGGGCUACCACGGCACGCCGGCGCCUUGAACGUGCAGAACAGGAGGCUCAGCGCCCGGCGACCUUAUCCAACAACGAGCCUGAUUUCGUCCCCAGCCAGCGCGAGAACAUCAUUACCCACGAAAGCCAGGUGCCACGCCGCUGGCGCAGGCUCGCGCCGGCGCCAGGACCACAGGUGACAACUGCACCCGAGCACAGCAAUGGCAACAUGGUCACCGAGAUUCAGGACCCAAGCGCGCGCGAAACAUCGGGAGAGAUGUCACGGCGCUUUCGGACACUCUUGCCAAUGCCGGACACAUCAGUCUUGCCUGCACCCGAGCGUAGCAAUGACAGCAUAAUUCCCGAGCCUCAGAAUACCGGCGGAAUCCAGGUGCCACGUCGCUGGCGUACCCUCGCACCGAUGCCAGAAACACAAGUGACAACUGCACCCGAGCCUAACAAUGGCAACACGGCUACCGAAUCUCACAACCGCAGCCUUCGCGAACCACCAGUUGAGAUGCCGAUGCCCCUGCGCUUGGGGACACCCACGCCUGCACCAGAGGACCGCACAAGGCGCUCAACAUCAGUCGGGAUGCCGACGCGCCUGCGGACGCUUUCGCCCGUGCCGGAAGACCCAGCCCCGCCUGCACCCGAGCCCAACAACGCCAACAUGGUGCCCGUGGCCGGCUUCCACAUCCCUCAUCUUACAGAGUACCUGGUAAACGGCGGCCGAGCUUCAGCUCACCAGGGCGUUGGAGGAACAAUGGACACCGAGCUGCGUGAUCCCACCGCAACUCUCCAGGCCGAGAUCGAGUCGACUGCAGCAGAACUAGGCUUGGACAUCAAUGCCCCGAACGCGUUCAACGAACGUGCACUUGGCGCGCAGAGCUUGAAUGCCUGGGACGACGGGGUGGUUGGUCCAGCCCAACUGAACUCCUACGACAACCACCUGGACAGUGGCAACUACCAGCCGCAGCCGUAUUCCCCCAUGCAAACCGGGAAUCAUCAUGCCGCCGCCUACAACCUCGCAAACGACCCGAACUCCUUCGGACGUGAUGGAGGUACAUGGACCACGAAUGCCCCAGGCGUCGGCGUAGCAGAAUGCGGCAUUGACGACGCACUCGAGGUUUUCAAUGCUGGUGUUGCGGAGGAGAUGCAGUUUGGCGGCGCGACUGAGAUGAUGCCCGGUGACCCUUCGUUGGAUGGACAGCAUUGGCCUGGUAUCUAUGCGGGGGGUGAGGGGGGGAAUGGUACGCUUUUGGAUUUCGAUGGGGUUCUGCGUGAGGAGGAUUUGAGGUUCUAA